This is a messenger RNA of Venturia canescens, 1895 nucleotides long. RefSeq names its product alpha-1,3/1,6-mannosyltransferase Alg2 (gene Alg2). The transcript is spliced from 2 exons. Gene Ontology annotation, molecular function: alpha-1,3-mannosyltransferase activity; GDP-Man:Man(1)GlcNAc(2)-PP-Dol alpha-1,3-mannosyltransferase activity. Bases 130 to 1413 code for a protein of 427 amino acids. Lineage: Eukaryota; Metazoa; Arthropoda; Insecta; Hymenoptera; Ichneumonidae. Gene Ontology annotation, cellular component: endomembrane system. The record is from RefSeq and is a predicted model, not a curated record.
GUCCAGCCAAAAGUGAAAGAAGAAGAAGAAGAAGAAGACGGCAGUGACGGCACCACCGGCACCAUUCCACGACGUCGUUUGAUGUCGUGUCUGUACAAUUGUGCGUAACUUGGCACAGAUGUUCAAAUAAUGGUUUCUGUAACAUUUUUACAUCCCGAUUUGGGAAUUGGUGGUGCUGAACGGCUCGUCGUUGAUGCCGCUUUGGCUCUCAAAAGCAAAGGACAUAAGGUUAAUAUUGUUACCACUCAUCAUGAUCCUAAACAUGCGUUUUCCGAGACUACGGAUGGCACGAUACCGGUCAUCGUCGUUGGAGAUUGGUUGCCGCGACACGUAUUUGGAAAAUUGUUCGCGCUUUGUGCAUAUUUACGAAUGACAUACGCAGCCAUUUGUAUAUACUUUCUGGGUCUCGAGCCAGACAUGGUAUUUUGUGACUUGGUGUCUGUAUGCAUACCAAUUCUGCGUCUAUUUGUCAGUCAGGUCAUAUUCUACUGUCACCAUCCGGACCAGUUGUUGACAGAUAGCAAAGGUCGCUGGAAGUCAUUGUAUCGAAUGCCUUUGAACUACUUAGAAGAGGUGACAACAGGCAAAGCGGACAAAAUAUUUGUAAACAGCAUUUACACACAAAUAGUGUUCAAGAAAACCUUCAAGACGUUGGAGGUUGAGCCAGAAGUACUUUAUCCUUCGAUAAACACAAAAUUCUUUGACGAAACACAGUCUAUAAACUUGAGUGAAGUUUUGGACGGGGAUUUGCCUGAAGGAGCAAUCGUACUUCUGUCCAUAAAUCGAUAUGAGAGGAAGAAAAAUUUGUCCUUGGCGAUCCAAGCGCUGGCCGAUCUUGGAAAAGUAUUGGACACUGAUGUUUACAAUAAAGUUUAUCUCGUGAUGGCCGGUGGGUAUGACAAAAGAGUGGAUGAAAAUGUGGAGCACCAUUUGGAGCUUGUGCAACUCGUGGACCAAUUGGACCUCAACGAUAAAGUCAUUUUUCUCAAAUCGCCUUCGGACGUUGCCAAAGUUUCUCUCCUUGUUAAUUGUACCCUCUUGAUUUAUACGCCUAUCAACGAACAUUUUGGUAUAGUUCCUCUCGAAGCGAUGUACUGCAAAAAGCCUGUGAUUGCUCAGAACUCGGGUGGCCCCACUGAAUCCAUAGUUGACGGUCAAACUGGUUACCUUGUUGGACCUUCUUCCAAAGAGAUUGCUGAUCGAAUAGCGAUGCUCUUGAACAAUAAACAACUAUUAAUCUCUUUUGGCGAGGCUGGGUACAAAAGAUUCUGUGAAACAUUCAGCUUCCAAGCAUUCACCAAAAAGCUCCAUACAGCCGUGUACAAUCUCAGCAUGGGAACAAUUAUUCGACAACUGAAUGCUAACAUGGACAAAACCAUGGGGCAAUUCAAAACUGCUAUGAACAAUCUAUAGUUUUCCAUAGCUGAAAAAUCCUAUAUAAGUUUUAAAACGAUCUAUUGGUCGGUAAGAGAUAGCUUUAAAGAAGAUGAACGGUUUUCUCCUGUAAUUUAAAAAAAAAAGGAAAGUUAUUUAGUUAUUGAAAUGUUUUUUACUUCCAUACUAAAUACAGAAGUCUUGCAUUUGCAUAUUUUUUAGGGUUAAUUCAAUGUACGAAACGAUAAAACGGUAGUCUCGAUUGAUAAAUCGUUUCAUCGACUUACAGUUAUCGAACCCGCAAACGGAACGAUCUUAUUUUGUACUUUUUGCUUUCAACUUUAUUCAGCUUAUCAUACACUCAUUUAUUUUUUUUUCAAAGGUAAUUGAGUUCUGUUUCAUAUUUUCGCGUAUUGAACUGAGAAUUCCGCUCACGUAUGAUGGUAACGUUGAACAUACGAUAACGUGUAAGAGAAGAGUAAGAAGAGAAAAAUAAAAUAUAUAUUUGAAUGAUUAUUGAA